UAUUUAUCUUUGUCAUUGAAACUAACCUAUCGUUUUCGUAAUUUUUUAUUUAUAUAAUAACAAAUAAAUAAUAUUUCUGCGAAUAAUUUGUUGCGGACGUUUCAUUGAAUUACUCUGCUUGAAUAUAAUGUGUAAUAAAUGACUGUAUUGAGUGUUUAGUGUGAAAAUUAUAUACUUGAGAUAGUGAAUUGAUAACAUCCGCUCAUUGAAUUAGUGAAGAUGGAAAUGACCAGUGGCAACGCGAGGGAACAACUGAUGAACGAAAUCCUGAACAGAAAAUUAAAUAUCAACAAUGUUAAUAACAACAUCGGUGACAAAACUGCGAGUGUGCCGGCUGUCAACAACAUCCAUUAUGAGGAGGAAGGACCCGUCAGAGCCUAUGCGAAGGAUCCUGGGAUAAUAAACAUGCAGCUGAACGCGGUGAAGGAGGGGUCCCGGCGGCGCGCCGUGUCGCAGCCGGGGCCGGUCUCGGGCAGCCUGCUCACCGCCACCGCCGCCCGCGCCGCCCGGAAGCGCCCGCCCCGGAGCGUCAUGUAUGCUGAUGACACUCAGCUGCCGAGAUCGCCAGCGCUAAACAAUGGGGAGGUCAGCAACUCUCCCACUCCGCAACCUAUCACUCCUGCAGGUGACAGAGGCAGUCCAGUGCCAAACAACAGAAAUGGAGACACGAGAUCAUUGAGCAGCUACCGCCUCUACGCGCCUAACGACAUGAAGGGGCUGAGUCCCUCGCGCUCCUUCAACUACAUGGACGCGCAGUCCAUCAGGUCUGUGGAGACUCAGGCGCCCCCGCCAACCGGCAAAGAGGAAAACAAGAAACUCACUGUAGAAAAUGUCACGAUGUCUCUAAGUUGCAUUUAUGCGAUAUUCAUAGUCACAUUAGGAUUAAUUAUUAAUAUUUACGAUCCAUUUAUUGAUUUAAAUGUUGCUACGAUAUACAGUGUAUUGCUAGCAGCUAUGGGAGUUGUGUAUAUGUUAUAUUUAUUAUUCGAUAUUAGAAGAUUUAAAAAGAUCACAUCCAAAAACAUGAAAAUAAAAGAAGAACACGAUGCAUCCGUUGAAGAAAUAUUCAGGAAGUACGAAGAAGACAAUGGUAGUCUAGAUCAAAGCCCUCCGAUAAUUAACCCGCCGACGCUGCUACCGCUCACACACGACUAUUGUUUCGGCUCGGGCAGACAUUCUGGAAGCUUCUACCUGAAGGUUGGAGCUGCAGGUUUCGCUCUGGGUCAUCUGGUCCAUUCAGUCUUGCUUCUAGCUGUUCAAGUUUCUUAUUUUCUCGACGAAAAUAUUAAAAACGACGAAUGCGUGGAAUACAUCGUCAUUGCUGCUGACCUUUUGAGUCCUUUACACACUUUCUUCCAACUGUACUUUAUCUUUAAAUUCUCCAAUGUCAUCAUCCUAUGUGGUCAGGGAAUGGCCAGAUUUGGUUUCAUGCAUUUUAUAGGAUCCAGUCUUUCUUUUUGGGUAUCAGCCAUUGUGAGAGAAACAGUUCUGGCACUUUCUCUCUAUGCGCAAACUAAAAAGGAAUAUGAAACGGAUAACGAUACUAGUGUUGAAAUCUUCGACUUUCCUGGGAAGAUAAUUGAUCUCGACAAUCUUUAUAAUGAAGAGUGCACUGGAUCCAAAGCGGUGGCGUCCAUCUAUGAGAACUUCUCACCCUACCUCUACCCGUUCACUGUGGAGUUCAACAUCCUUAUUGUGGCUGUCUACUACAUCAUUUGGACGAAUAUUGGAUCUUGCGACUAUGAUGACGAAGAAGACGUGAAUAUAAGUUUGGGCGAUACAAAAUCGGUUUGCAAAAUUCCCACGGCUGCAGAGGAGAACGAUUUUUCUAGUAAUAUAGUGAUAUACGCGGACUGCCAUGCGUCCAACAGAGGGUUGUUUGUUGGUCUUAUCAUGAUGGUCCUCAUCAUCGGUAACCUCAUCCUUGGAUUCGUCUUCGGCAGCAUCGGAGAUGAAUUCCUGAAGUUGGGCAACACUCUGAAUGAACUCAUGAACCUGAUUCUCCACGUCUCCAUGCUACUGGCCGCCGUCAUCGCCUUCAACCAGACCAGGAAAAUGGACAUCAACGAGCAUCCCAUCUCUCUUCUCGACGAUGUGCUCCUCUUCGUCUGCCUCCCCGCUUUCUUCAUGGAAAUCGCCUUCUCACUCAUCGCCUCCAUAUCCUUGGAAAACAGCAUAAAAACUGUUAAUAUGUGUGUCAUGUUUCUCCAAGUCAUCAUCCAGACAUCUCUCAUCGUGGACGCCCUGCGCCGCUGCAGCAACACCAGGAAGCUGCGGCGCACGAAGCCGGGCCGAGAAGUCAUCAUGUUCCUCAUCAUUGCCAACGUGGGCAUGUGGAUCUUCUACACCUUCUCAUACAAGUCGCCAGACAGCCUCGACGUGAGGUACGCCUACUACGGCAAAGUGCUCUGGACCAUCCUCGGCCAUAUUUCCCUCCCUCUCAUCAUGUUCUUCAGGUUUCACUCCAGCGUCUGUUUUGCUGAUAUCUGGGAUUCCGCUUACAAACCUGGUGCUGAGCAUUAGCUUUAGUUGUUAAUUUAGUAAGUUUAUAGCUUUAAAUUGUAUUUUUAAGUAUAUUAAUUUGUAUAUAAGUUACUUAUUUAUAUAAUAAGAUGUAAAGAUUAAAUUUUGUACAGUUUAA
Plutella xylostella (diamondback moth) is the source of this 2641-nucleotide messenger RNA. Its product is annotated as proton channel OtopLc. Gene Ontology annotation, cellular component: membrane. Gene Ontology annotation, biological process: proton transmembrane transport. Lineage: Eukaryota; Metazoa; Arthropoda; Insecta; Lepidoptera; Plutellidae. The record is from RefSeq and is a predicted model, not a curated record. Gene Ontology annotation, molecular function: proton channel activity.